CUUGGCUGGUUUUUUCCCUGUGGAGUUUACGCACUGCCUCUUCUCAAGCAGUCUGUGCAGGCACUCUCAACGGGCUCAGUGUGACCGGUGAUGACCAGCAACGUUACCAGACACUGUAUAAAAUGUACAACAACUGUGAAAUUGUCAUGGGCAACCUCGAGAUUGUGCUCAUUGAACAAAAUCAGGACCUCUCAUUCUUACAGACUAUCCGAGAAGUGACUGGCUAUGUUUUGAUUGCCAUGAAUGUCUUCACGUACCUGCCGCUGCAGAAUUUGCGCAUGGUGCGAGGGACCCAGUAUUAUGAAGACAAGUAUGCCCUCUUCAUCCUCCUCAACUAUGCAAAUACCACGCAUGCCCUGCGCCAAGUGGGCUUCAAUCAGCUCACAGAAAUCCUUUCUGGGAGUGUCUACAUUGAGAGGAACAAGCAGCUGUGCUAUGUGGAUACAAUCAAUUGGAGAGACAUUAUCCGGGACGUGCGUUUAGAGCCAGUGGUCUCAGACAACGGGGACAAUUGCCCUCCAUGCCAUGAGAAAUGCAACGGGCACUGCUGGGGUCCCGGUCCUGAUGACUGUCAAAAAUUGACCAAGAGCAUCUGCGCCCCUCAGUGCAACGGACGUUGCUUUGGCCCUAACCCCAACGAGUGCUGCCAUGAUGAAUGUGCAGGAGGCUGCACCGGGCCCAGCAAGACACAGUGCUUUGCUUGCCGAAACUUCAACGACAGCGGGGCCUGUGAGACUCUCUGCCCCCUUCCACUGAUCUACAACAAGCUCACGUUCCAGUUGGAGCCCAACCCUGAUACCAAAUACCAGUAUGGCGGCAUCUGUGUGAAAAACUGCCCGCAUAAUUUUGUGGUGGAUCGGAGCUCGUGUGUCCGAACAUGCCCUAACGACAAAAUGGAAAUGGAAAAAAACGACCUCAGGAUAUGCGAGCCCUGUGUGGGACUCUGUCCAAAAGCCUGUGAAGGAACUGGAAUAGGAAGCAAGUUUCAGACUGUGGAUUCCAGCAACAUUGACCGCUUUAUCAACUGCACCAAGAUCUUGGGCAACUUGGACUUCCUUAUCACUGGCCUAGAAGGAGACCCAUGGCAUAACAUAUCUGCACUGGACCCAGAAAAGCUCAACAUCUUCCAGACAGUGCGAGAGAUCACAGGCUACCUGAACAUCCAGUCGUGGCCCAAACACAUGAAUGAUUUCAGCAUCUUUUCGAAUCUGGUCACCAUCGGUGGGCGUAGCCUCUACAACCGUGGUUUUUCACUGCUGAUCAUGAAGAACGUGAAUGUGACCUCCUUGCGCUUCCGCUCACUUCGACGGAUCAGCGCCGGCAAGGUCUACAUUACUGAGAACCCGCAGCUUUGCUAUUACCACACCAUCAAUUGGGAUGUCCUCUCACGCCGAAGCUUGGACCUUGACAUCAGGCGUAACAAGCCCCCCGACAAAUGCAAACAAGAAGGAAAAAUCUGUGAUCCUCUUUGCUCUGACGACGGCUGUUGGGGGCCUGAUCCAGACCAGUGUGUCUCUUGCCUCAACUACAGCCGUGAAGGAACCUGUGUCGAUUCCUGCAGCUUCUAUGAAGGGGAUGUUCGAGAAUUUAUGGAAGAUGGUGCAUGUUUCCCCUGCCAUCCACAGUGCCGGAAGAUCGACGGUGACCUAACCUGCAGUGGAUCGGGCGCUGACGCCUGUGUACACUGUGCUAAUGACAAGGACGGGCCACACUGCGUGGAGAGCUGCCCCAAUGGCAUCCUAGGGGAGAAGGGGCUCAUCUUCAAGUACCCAGAUGCCAACAAGGAAUGUUGGCCGUGCCAUGAGAAUUGCACGCAGGGGUGUGAUGGUCCACAUCUUGAAGAUUGCUUCAUAGGGCCCCUGCCUGUUGUCAGGAAAACUGCGACUGUGGUUGCUGUGAUGGUCGUGGGCUGCCUCUUCAUCUUCUGCUCCUCUGUUUUGCUCACCUUCCUCUACUGCCGAGGCAAGAAGAUUCAGAAGAAGCGCGCCAUGCGCAGAUACUUGGAAAGAGGAGAGAGUCUGGAGCCCCUGGAUCCCAGCGAGAAAGCCAAUAAAGUGCUAGCUCGAAUCUUCAAGGAGACAGAGUUGAAGAAAUUGAAAGUUCUGGGAUCAGGAGUGUUCGGUACUGUGCACAAAGGUGUCUGGAUCCCGGAUGGAGAUUCCAUCAAGAUCCCCGUCAGCAUCAAAGUUAUCCAGGAUCCAAGCGGCCGGCAGACGUUCCACGCGGUCACUGAUCACAUGUUGGCAAUAGGCAGCCUGGAUCAUGCUUACAUCGUCCGGCUCCUGGGCAUCUGUCCUGGGACCCAGCUCCAGUUGGUGACCCAGCUUCUACCACUGGGCUCACUGCUAGAGUACAUCCGCAAAAACAAGGAUGCUAUCGGUCCCCAGCUGAUGCUCAACUGGUGUGUACAGAUUGCCAAGGGCAUGUACUACCUGGAGGAGCACCGCAUGGUCCAUCGCAAUCUUGCUGCCCGCAAUGUUUUGGUGAAAUCCCCCAGCCAAGUACAGGUGGCAGAUUUUGGCAUUGCUGACCUGCUUUAUCCAGACGACAAGAAAUACUUCUACAAUGAGAUAAAGACACCAAUAAAGUGGAUGGCUUUGGAGAGCAUACAUUUUGGGAAAUACACACACCAAAGUGACGUGUGGAGUUACGGGGUGACGUUGUGGGAGAUGAUGACCUUUGGAAGUGAACCGUAUGCAGGUAUCCAUCUUUCCGAAGUGCCCGACCUCCUGGAGAAAGGGGAGCGCCUCUCCCAGCCCCAGAUCAGUACCAUCGAUGUCUACAUGGUGAUGGUAAAAUGCUGGAUGAUCGAUGAGAACAUUCGUCCCACUUUCAAAGAGCUAGCCAAUGAGUUCACACGCAUGGCCCGCGAUCCCCCUCGCUACCUGGUGAUUAAGAGAGAAAGUGGUUUGCUUCCCCCGGUGGAGCCACCAACAGUCAGUGAAAAGGAAUUGGAUGAGAUGGAAACGUUGGAAAUGGAGACGGAGCUGGAGGAGGAGGAACUUAAUAACCUCUUUUCCUCCAGGCAGUGGAUGGACUCCACACGGAGCCCGACUCUUUUGAACCCCUCGGCUGGAUACAUACCCAUGAACCAAAGCAGCCUCAGUGGAAGUCGUCAGAGCGCUGGUUUAGGCUCCCGGCAGACUUUGCGCAUCAGGCAGGAGUCCAUGGGCCGCACAGUGUCAGAGUCGUCAGAGGGACGGGGCACAGCCUCUGACUAUGAGCUCACCGAGGAUAUGUCUUUGUCCGGGAGCCUGUGCCGCAGCCACCGGUCCCGGGGAGAUAGUGCCUACCUCUCUCAGCGAGACAGCCUGAUGCUCCCAGUUGGAAGUGCUGACGGGGAAGAAGACGCCAAUGGCUACGUCAUGCCGGAUCAAAACAGCAGAGAUCGUGCUGCUGGCACUGCUGCCUCCUUGCUCCGCGGCUCACAUCUUGUGCCGCAAGUGGAGGAAGAGUAUGAGUACAUGAACCGGCGUGCUCCGCAAGCAUCACAACCCAGGCCAGCCUCUUUGGAGGAGCUGGGCUACGAGUACAUGGAUCUGGGCUCUGAGCUGAGCGCGUCACUCGGCAGUGUGCCCAGCUCCCAGUUAACCACGCCCUGUCGAGAUGAAGAGGACGAGGAAGAAGACUAUGAGUACAUGAACAAACAGCCCAAGCUCAGCAAGUCCUUGAGCAGCAUCCGCAGCUCCCGGGGAGACUAUACCGAUAUGGACUCCGGCAUCACGCAGGGUUCCCCGGAUGAGCAGGGUUAUGAGGAAAUGGAUGCUGUCUUGCCCCCUGUCCAGUGUCCUGGCUGCCAGAGUCCUCCCUGCCCCAAAAAUGGGUUCAUGAAGGCCCUGCGCACACUGGAAGCCUCAGACUGUGCUUUCGACAACCCUGAUUACUGGCACAGUCGGUUGUUCAGCAAGGCCAAUGUCCAGAGGACUUAGCUGGG
Molecule: messenger RNA, 3934 nt
Organism: Euleptes europaea (tarantolino)
Lineage: Eukaryota; Metazoa; Chordata; Lepidosauria; Squamata; Sphaerodactylidae
Gene: ERBB3
Product: erb-b2 receptor tyrosine kinase 3
Exons: 28
Coding region: 123-3929 (1268 amino acids)
Biological process (GO): nervous system development; positive regulation of cell population proliferation; positive regulation of kinase activity
Cellular component (GO): basal plasma membrane; signaling receptor complex
Molecular function (GO): neuregulin receptor activity; neuregulin binding; protein tyrosine kinase activity
Source: RefSeq, a predicted model, not a curated record